GGCGUGCUCGCGUCCGCUGCUGCUGCGCCGGUGUGGGGGCGAGUCCCGCUGUGGGGGCGCCAUGUCCACCUACUCCCGGCCGCAAGUCCCGGCCGGCUCGUGCGGCGCCAUCUCGCUGCGGCUGGCGGGCCGCGACCUGCUCAAGCCGAUCAGCAAGAUGGACCAGGCGUUUUACUUUCUGCAGCCGGUCGACGUCGUCGCGCUGCGCAUCCCCGACUACCCCACCAUCGUCCGCGAGCCCAUGGACCUCGGCACGAUCGAGAAGAAGCUUGACGCGAGCAGCUAUGCGACGACGGAGGAGUUUGUGGCCGACGUCAAGCUCGUCUGGUACAACGCGCGGCUGUACAACCCGGUCGGCUCGGUGGUGCACGAGGCGGCCAGGGCGCUCGAGAAGGCCUUCGACGACCGGCUCGAGGCCCUGGUCGGCUCGUGCGACCGGCCCGCGCCUCCCGCGCCGGACUCUGACGCGGCGGACGGCGUGCCCGCCUCAAAGCUGCGGCCCCUCCUGCGCAGCCUGCAGUCGCACGCGCGCUCGAAGCCGUUCCGCGUGCCGGUGGACUACGUGGCGCUCAACCUGCCGCACUACCCGACCAUCAUCACGCAGCCGAUGGACCUCGCCACCGUCUCCUCCAACCUCGAGCGGGGCCGGUACGGCACGGUCGCCGACCUGAGGCGCGACAUCGACCUCAUCUGGCAGAACGCGAUCGACUUCAACGGGCCGACGUCGUGGAUCGGGGCGGACGCGUCGACCCUCCGGGAGCACACCAAGCGAAAGUUCAGCCAGUCCGGUUUCGCAGACACCGCCGCCAUCGCCCUCGACGCCGCCGCGCCGCCGCCGGCCGCGCCCGCGCGAAAGCGCGCGCCGGCGCCGCCCGCCGCCGCGCGGCCGGCGGGGCGGUCGGGCGCGGCGGGCGGGGCGAGCGCUGCGGCGGGUGCGGUGGAGGCGGACAGCUUCGAGAUGACCCUCGGCCAGUGCCGCUCGCUGCUGCGCCCCUUUCUGCAGAUGCCUCAGGCGCGUGACUUCCUCGCGCCCGUCGACCCGGUUGCGCUCAACAUCCCCGACUACCCGACGGUGAUCACCCACCCGAUGGACCUCGGCACCGUCGAGCAGCGCCUCGACCGCAAGGAGUACACCGACGCGGGAGGCUUCGUCCGCGACAUGCGCCUCGUCUGGAGCAACGCAAUCACAGCGGCGCCGCCACCGCCGCGACCGCGCGCGCUGCCCGCUGCGACGUACCUCAAGGAGGAGGCGACCGGUGAAGCGGCUCGCGUGCGGGCGAUGUACAAGAAGGCGGUCAACUGGAAGAAGCUGAAGCUCUGGGAGUACCCGAGCAUCAUCACGCAGCCGAUGGACCUGGGCACCGUCUUCAAGAAGCUCGACCGGGGCGAGUACUCGACGGCGGAGGCGAUGAAGGCCGACGUCGAGCUCGUGUGGGCCAACGCGCUCCGCUUCAACGGCGCCGACUCGUGGAUCGCAAAGCCUGUCAGCGAGUGCCGCGACCUCGCGGAGGCAAAGUUUCGGCACGCUGAGGCCACCUUCGAGUCGGCGCAGAACGCGCCGGCGGGCGGCGACGAGCGCUCUCUCAACGGUGCCGUCACCAACCCGUCGGGCACGGCGAUCGUGACGCCGCAGAUGCGGCUGCACUUUUGGUUCAACGCGAAGCGGUUGCGUUCGAGCGAGAUGCUCGAGGUGCAGCGGAUGGUGAAGAAGUGCUGCCCGGCCGCUCUCGUGCCGCUCAACUCGGGCGACAUCAAGAUCGACGUCGACGCCCUCGACUUUCGCUCUUUCAUGCGGCUCGACGUCCACGUCCGCAGCGUGCUGGUGCAGCGGUGA
Messenger RNA from Emiliania huxleyi CCMP1516, 1834 nucleotides. RefSeq lists its product as hypothetical. Lineage: Eukaryota; Haptophyta; Isochrysidales; Noelaerhabdaceae. The transcript is spliced from 6 exons. Gene Ontology annotation, biological process: chromatin remodeling; regulation of DNA-templated transcription. Bases 62 to 1834 code for a protein of 590 amino acids. The record is from RefSeq and is a predicted model, not a curated record. Gene Ontology annotation, cellular component: nucleus; chromatin.